AUGGCAGACAAGGUCAGCGCUCUGCGACUUCAGGUCAACGCGGCAGAAUUCUUGUUGAAGAGCCUGCAGGAUCAGUUGAAGGAAGCUGAGAGGCAGGCUUCGCUCCUGCAAGAGAACAACAACCUUGCUGGGAAUGCGCUGCCACAGGCCGGGAAUGGUUUCAUCCCACCUCCUACUAGUGGCACUGGAGGAGAUGAGAGUACGCAUCGAAGGUCAAACGUGAAUCAUCUACCUGAAGGACCGAGCGAGGAUGGAGCCGGAGGCAAUACCAACGUCAAUGUAGAGCCCACUGGCCAGACCGCGCUGCAAGACGACAAUGCUCUCAACGACGACGAAGAUGCCCCCCACGAAGACGAUGACCUCUUCGGCCUGGAUGACCCUACCCAGGAACACCGCCUCCCAACCCUAGAGGUAGGCACCAUCUACCCCUCCCUCGAAUCGAUCAAACAAGCCGCCGUGGCCCAUGCCAUCUCGCAAGGCUGGACAUGCGGCGUCGACAAACGGGACCGCAGCCGUCUUCUUCUGAAAUGCCGCAGCGACCCCUCAUGCCCCUUCCACCUCCGCGCAGAACAGUACGAAGACGCAGCUCGAAUCUGCUCCUACAAACCCGAGCACUCUUGUAACUUCCAGCCAGACCAAUCGCAUGUCCCCAGGGGCCACGCGACUCACCUAAGAUUCUUGCGGGAGCAAUUGCCGAGUUUCAUGACAGUGGAUGAGAGCACGACUGCGCGAGAGGUUUCGGAUGCGAUUUUCCAGCGUUUCGGGACGAGGCGUGUGCGUGGGGCCGAAGAGGAAGCGGAAGCCAGGGGUGGCGGGGUGCGGGAUCUGUGGUGCGGUGGGUCAUAA
This is a messenger RNA of Saxophila tyrrhenica, 846 nucleotides long. RefSeq lists its product as uncharacterized. The transcript has 2 exons. Bases 1 to 846 code for a protein of 281 amino acids. Lineage: Eukaryota; Fungi; Ascomycota; Dothideomycetes; Mycosphaerellales; Extremaceae. The record is from RefSeq and is a predicted model, not a curated record.